This is a messenger RNA of Penaeus monodon (black tiger shrimp), 1152 nucleotides long. RefSeq lists its product as uncharacterized. Bases 1 to 1152 code for a protein of 383 amino acids. Gene Ontology annotation, molecular function: nucleic acid binding. Gene Ontology annotation, biological process: DNA integration. The record is from RefSeq and is a predicted model, not a curated record. The transcript has 3 exons. NCBI's taxonomy places the organism in Eukaryota, Metazoa, Arthropoda, Malacostraca, Decapoda, Penaeidae.
AUGGAAGAUGCCGAGACCCGUUAUUCUGCCAUCGAUGCUGAGGCGCUAGCUGCUGUAGAAGCAGUGAGAACCCUUGAUCUGUACCUUCGCAGAACAAAAUCCCCGAGAAUGAGUAGAUGGGCACACGAGCUGAUGUUUUAUGAUUACAACAUCAAGUAUAUGCUGCGAGCCCAUAAUCACAUACCUAAUCUAUUAUCCCGUGCAGCUGCAUACAGUGAAGGUUAUAUCCAACCCGGGAAUACAGAUGUUAUGCCUGCUGAGGAUGUUAUGCCUGCUGAGGAUGUUAUGCCUGCUCAGGAGGGUAUGUCUGAUGCGGACAUGCCCUCGGCUGAUACUUCUGGAAAUGCUACACCACUAGACAAUCAAGAUGUCCGUCGAGCUCAAAGGGAAGAUCCGACCUGGAGUCCCUUAUAUAAUUUCUUUGCUGAGAGAGCCUCGCCGCUACAGAGGACUUUGCUUCCCCUGGAUGACUUUGAAAUGAGGUUACUUUAUCGGCUUCGACAACUCCCUGACCGUAACUAUUAUUCGACGAAUAUGCUGCAAGCCACCCGCCGCUUCGUCCUCUUCUACCAGGUGUGCCAGCGGCGAAAAGGUGUUGCACUAUGGAGGGGCAAACUUCAAUAUGCACCUGAUGUGCACUGUCCCAUAGAAAAAGUUUCUCUUGACCUCAUAGCCGCUGGGCCUAGUCUGAAUGGGAAUCAUUAUAUUCUCACCGAGAUAGAUCAUGCCACCAGAUUCCUGCAAUUAAUUCCCCUGCCAAACUGUAAUCGACACUCGGUGGCCGAAGCUUUCAUCUCGAACUUUGUGAUGCUGCUCGGACCUCGACGCGUUAUUCAAAUGGAUCGUGGCCCUGAAUUCAACAAUACCGUCUUCGCUGCCCUUUGCAACAUGCUCAACACGAAAUUUACACUUUCGACUGCCCACCAUCCUCAGGCAAAUGGAAUGGUUGUGAGAGCAAACAGAGUUGUGAAGGACACGUUGGUCGUACUAAGUGAGAGGCAGCCUAGACGAUGGGACGAAUUUAUACUGCAAGUGCGCUUAUCACUCAAUACCAGUAUGCAUUGCAGUAUCAACAAUCAACCCCUAUACCUCUUUACAGGUAACCUCGGACCAUUCCCCACCCCACUGACGGGGAGAGGCUGUCAUUCGUGA